AGUAAACUUCUAGAACUCCUACAUGAGCACAGUGGUACAAGUAAAUUUAGGUGCGUAAUCACGCGCCUGGAGACUUGCGGCAAGUUUUUGAAACGGAAUUAGUUUUGCGCCGUUUUUAAUAACUUAUAUUCGUACUUCUGACAGGAACGCGACGUUUUGAACAAGAAAAGUUAUCUAAAUUCACUUUUUUCCCCAAGUUUCACCAUGGCAGAAGGGGAUUACUACACUAUGGGCAACCGACAGAGGAUUCCAAGGGAUCCGUUUGGUGAACAGUCGCUCGCUUCUCGAUUUAUGGACGAUGACUUUGGACUGCCACCUUUUCACGACGAGUUAUCGAUGGACUGGCCCGGCUGGGCACGACCUCGACUGAGCACGCGCCUUGACGCGCCGUGGACGGGCCCGUUGAGCACGGGCUUCCCGCGGGGCUUCAGCGCCAGAUACAGCGAGGGUCGUUUAUCAAAUCAGUUCAGCCUUGUUGGAAACUUUCUACUUAUGGAAAAAAUGGACAUCAUUCUAAACUCUCUGAUUUUUCACAGAAUCCCAUCCGAUGUGGACCCUCUCACUGUGUUCGCCUCUCUGUCUCCGGAAGGAGUUCUCAUCAUUGAAGCUCGGCAGACCCCUCCGUACUACCUUUACAGCAACGAAAUGCCUGCAGAACCCAUAGAAGAACCCGAGGCCAGACCUCAGGAACCCAGGAUGGCUUCAGCCUAAGCCAGGGAGUGAAUAUGGGCUUACACACCCAUGGUAUUUAUUCCAAGCCAGUGCCAAAAUCUAGUUUUAUCAGUUUCAUAAAUUUACUUAAACCAAAAGUCAUUAAUCUGCUAGUGAGUAGUCCAUAAAUCAAAUGUCACUCUACAUGGUACAAGGUUGGAUCAAAUACCAGUAGCUUUCAAUUACUAUGUCAAUGAAGAAAAAUGAAUGUGAUAGAGCUACUAGUCAAGUGGCAAGGGAGAGGUACGAAAUGGGAUGAGACCAGGCCGAAUUUCUGUAGUAUCGAGUCUAUGGUCAUAAACAUACUCUACCCAAGUACCUUGAUGCGAAAGCAUGGGUAAACAUUGUAAUGGCAAGUCUCAAACCUCAAGGGGGCAAUAGAGCUCCCUUCAAAUGAAUUGUUCUUCAAAGUGUUCUUCAAACAUUCUUUAAAAUAUCUUCUUGUGUUCUGUAGAAGAAAGUCAUACAGGUUUGGAACAACAUGAGAGUGAGUAAACAAUCACUGAAUUUUAAUUUCAACUAUACAUUUAACUAAUUUUCUAGCUUGAGUUCUAAGUUAAGAUUCUUCUUAAACUGUUGCUCCAUCAUGUUCUGAUCAAAUAGAGGACAACACUGGUAAUGCAAUGCAUGCUUGUGUUGCAAUAUAAAUUACUUUCAGACCCAUUCAGAUGUGAAACCAAGCUUGCUGAGCUAAAGUUUAUGUUCACAUACUUGUGUAGAGUACGUUUUGGACUUUCUGUCCCUCAUAUUGACCUAAACUUGUUUCCCCCCUGAAUUCAAAUGGAAGCACUGUUUAAAUCAUCUGCAUAUUUGUUACAAUGGACUGUGUCUUCUCUGAGAACUGGGCCUGAAUGCUGGAGCUCUUUCUCAAAGGCUGUUUAUUGUCUCCUCUUCUUUUUCUUUUCUUAUUUGCGUGUUUUCUUUUUUCUUUUUGUGUAGGGAUGUAAGCUAUGCAUUUUUAUAAUAAAUGGAAUUUACAAAAGCAAGCCUUUUAUUUAUUACUCCUCUCUGCAAAUCUCUAAAGUUAAUAAAUGAGCUGCAUUGCCAAUAUAGUGGAUGUUAUUUCUCCUACGCUUUACACCUAUUUGCUUAUCCCACCUAUAUAACCUCCUGAUGUUGUCGAGU
Messenger RNA from Sinocyclocheilus grahami, 1836 nucleotides. RefSeq names its product heat shock protein beta-8-like. Gene Ontology annotation, cellular component: nucleus; protein folding chaperone complex; cytoplasm. The transcript has 2 exons. Gene Ontology annotation, biological process: cellular response to unfolded protein. Gene Ontology annotation, molecular function: protein homodimerization activity. The record is from RefSeq and is a predicted model, not a curated record. Lineage: Eukaryota; Metazoa; Chordata; Actinopteri; Cypriniformes; Cyprinidae. Bases 205 to 711 code for a protein of 168 amino acids.